AUGGAUUUUGUGGAGGUGGCGCCAGAGGCUAUUUGUUCUACCAGCCAUUCCAGAUUCCAGAGCCUACCGUACGAUGUAUUGAUGCUGUGCGCGGAGUACACACCUGUGCGGGAGGUGCUGAUACUUGGCACUCUGAACCAUUUUUUCCAUGAGUUCACCGCGCCUGACAACGUUGCCUUGUGGACAAUCUUUACGGAACGAGUGUACUUGUUGCGCCCACCGGGGUUGAGGCGCAUGCUGUUUAAUGAGUCUCUUCUGAAAACGUACACAGCCGUGCAUUCCAUAAGUCGUUCGAAUAUGAAAUCAUGGGGUGGAAUGACCAUCAACGACGUUGAAGAUGACGAUGGAAACAGCAAUAGUGAGAAGGAAGAUGAAGAUGUUGAUGAUGAGAUUGUUAUCAACCGGCAUCGGCAUUCAGCGCCCUCACUUGAGGGUUCUAGGAGAAUUAUUUCUCAGCCAGAGCUUAUACAAUGGGUAAUAGAUCAUUCUGAAGAAGUUCUUCUUGACCUGCGGAUGUUUUGUGACAUAAUCAAGGGCAGGGAGCCACGAUUUGCGCUCACCGGACUUUUGAUGGCCCUGCAGUUUGUCAAGAGGCGCAUGUGGUACACGGAAGUCACAGAUUUGGAAUCUGUGCGGGACCUUUUGCGCUCGACAAUUGUGGAGGAGGAACACGACCCGGGCUGGUCCGUUCUGCGCACCAUAGCUGGGCGAGGUCGAACAAUGCCAAAGCGAUUUCGCGUGUCGGUUUCGGUAUGUAUGCAGACAGACGACAUGGCGGAAUUAAGUGCACAGCGUCAAAUGUCCAAACUGAGGUGGAAGCGGUGUGCCGCCGUGGCUCGUGAGUAUCUGAAGCUGCGAGAGGUUCUUCGCGUUAUAUUGGCCGUGUCGGAGGUUUCUGAUCACCCCAAUGCUCAGCAACGGUACGACAGUGUGUGGUCGGCUCUUCGCGGUACCACCGCCAUGCUCAAUGCGGAGAAGGUACCACAACACAAUCAGUUAGCCGAUUUGGACGAGUUAGGAGCGGCGAUCCCCAUGAGUGCAUCUGGUGAGGAGUUACUGCAACAAAUCCGUGAUUUAAGUAAGGCGACGGUGGGAGGCAUUGUAAGCUAUUUUUUUGCCUAUGUCAUUGGCAAAGUUGAGCGCAAGGCAUUUUUGUCGGCGUUGUUUAGCAUGCAGCACCUGGCGGGUGCCGAGGGGUAUAACGGUGUGCCAUUUUGGUGA
Messenger RNA from Trypanosoma cruzi, 1221 nucleotides. RefSeq lists its product as uncharacterized. The transcript has a single exon. The coding region runs from base 1 to 1221 and encodes 406 amino acids. The record is from RefSeq and is a predicted model, not a curated record. Lineage: Eukaryota; Euglenozoa; Kinetoplastea; Trypanosomatida; Trypanosomatidae.